Molecule: messenger RNA, 2612 nt
Organism: Xenopus laevis (African clawed frog)
Lineage: Eukaryota; Metazoa; Chordata; Amphibia; Anura; Pipidae
Gene: il1r1.2.L
Product: interleukin-1 receptor type 1
Exons: 11
Coding region: 185-1786 (533 amino acids)
Source: RefSeq, a predicted model, not a curated record
AACAGGGAUGUUACCAGGAAAGCCUCACAAAAACUGCACAAAGACUUGUGUUGAAAUCACUAGCACCCCCUCCCACUCAGGAAAUGGAAGUGCUCGUAGCCUAGUUACCUGCUGAGGAGACUGUUACUCUUUCCAUGUGACGGCUGCCCAAUACCGGCCCCUGCAGCUGUACUAGAAUUCCACUAUGCACCCAUUUGCUUUUUUGGUUAUUCUGUCUGGACUGGCUACAUACAAAGCCCAACUUUGCAGGAAUGAAGAUGUAACAUGUGCCGAGGUUCAGUACGUGUUGAAUGGGGAGCCAAUUCGAUUGCCUUGUUGUGGGAACAGAAAUGACAGUUCUAACAUAACAUGGUUUAAAAAUGGUUCCCACAUACCAUUUAGUUCAGAUCCACAAUCAAGAAUCCAUCAAAAUAGAAAUGCUCUCUGGUUUUUCCCUGCAAGCUUAGAGGAUGCAGGAUGGUACAUGUGUGUCCUUAGAGAUGUUACAUACUGCACCAGGCUGAUUGUUUUUGAAAAUGAGAAAGGCUUGUGUUAUAACAGAUCCACACUCUUCCCUAAUUGGCAGUAUUCGGAAGCCACCAAAAUCAUAUGCCCAUAUGUAUGGGACUAUGUUGACAUCUCCAAGGCUCAGAUCAAAUGGUUUAAGGAAUGCCAGCCUUUGCAAAAUGAUAAGUAUUAUGCUUUGGCUGAUGCCCUGACCAUACAGAACGCUGUCAAGCAAGAUGAAGGAUUAUAUACUUGUGUUGUGCAGUUUGAGUACAGUGGGACAGAGUAUUCGUUGACUCGAACUAUUGAUUUGGAAAUUACAGUAGCGGCAGCUUCUCUUUUACCAUUUAUGCGAAAUCCCAGUAACACUAUUAACAAAGUGGAGUUAGGAUCUGCCAUAAGCCUCAGAUGCGAAGUGAUCAAUGGUGACGAAGUUUUGAUUAUGUGGACGUACAAUGAUUCUGCAGUUGAUGAGGUCUAUGAUACUGUUAUAACUGGAGAUAUCAUUCCUUCCAUGACUGAGGACGGAGAACCAAUGGUGUAUAGUUAUCUGAACUUUACAGAGAUUAAAGAAGAGCAUUAUAACAAGAAGUUCUAUUGUGAAAUUUUCAAUGCAAUGACUAAAGCUUACGUUAUGCUACAGCGUCCAGAUCCUAAUUUGCAGCCCUUUUUGAUCGCGUUUUUUGUAUCAUUGAUUUUCGUCAUUAUCAAUAUUGUAAUAGCCGUCAAGAUUUUUAAAAUUGAUAUUGUCCUUUGGUAUCGGAGUUCCUGCUUUGCUCGAAAAAAUAAAAAGGAUGGAAAGCUCUAUGACGCUUACGUUAUGUAUCCAAAAAGUCUAAGUGAAACCAGCUCCUAUCCCAUGGACGUCUUUGUACUAAAGGUGCUGCCUGAGGUCCUAGAGGAACAGUUUUCAUAUCGACUUUUUAUAUUUGGACGAGAUGUAUCACCAGGGGAAGCCGUGUCUGAUGUUGUUGAUGAAGCCAUCUCCCAGAGUCGAAGGCUGGUCAUUGUUCUAGGAAGCACUCAGUCCAAAAACUAUUUAAAGGAUGACUUUGAGCAGCAAAUCGCAAUGUACGAUGCUCUCAUUCGGAAUAAAAUUAAAGUGAUAUUAGUUGAAUUAGAGAAAGGCAUGGAAUACUCCAAUAUGCCAGAAUCCAUCCAGUACAUCAAACAAAAGCAAGGUGCUAUCCGUUGGAAAGGAGAUUUCAUGCAGUCAAACACAAAGUUCUGGAAACAUAUGAGAUACUAUAUGCCCCCAACCAGCACAAAGACCUGCUGCACUCAGACACCAAUACUCUGAAUAAGUGCUGAUGCUACUGUGGAAUGAGUUCGUUUUCCCACACGUGGGAGCAUUUUAUAAGGCUCUGAUAAUCAGAGUUAUUAAGCUGGUCACACAUGGAAGGAUAAGACUGGGCACAUAUGGGGCAUUGAGUUAUGUCCUACUAGAUAAUGGUCUGAUCAGAAUCAGAUUGCUCUUGUGCAGUAUCUGUAUCUCAGGGCACUAGGUGAUCUUGCAUAUACUAAUAAUUAGAGCUGUAUACACACAAGCCUCAUAGUUGCAAAGCAUUUGAAGGCCUAUUUAUUCAGUAAGAGAGAGAAAUAUUCCAAGGAUGCCAGUUCAUCCAGCAUGUCUUGGGGUUGCUGCCACCUUCAUCAGUUACAGCACUUUAUUGGGUAUGGGGUAGAAGGAGCAAGACUACUCCAUAGGCUAAACAUUUGCCCUCCUCAUGAAUACUCCUUAUGAAAGCUGCCAGGUCACAUAGGAGCCACUAUGGGGAGAAGUCACAACUGGGUGCUUUGCAAGUUUCAGCCUAAAAGUGACAUAAUACUCUACCCUUUAAUAAAUGAACCACUCUAGCUCUUUGGGCAAUGGUGCAUUUACCAAAAUGGCUAGUUCCAUAGCCACAAGGGACACAAUUGUUUUAGUAUUUGUUUACUUCUAUUUGCCAUUGCAAUCAAUCCACAUUAAUACGGGUAAUUUUAUUACUAACCCAGGCAGCAUGUGCUAAUGCAUAGAGCUGUAUUUCAGUUAGUUUAGGUGAGUAUUAACCAUCAUUAUUACUCCCUCCCUUUUUUAUGCAUUUAUAACAUUGAGACAAUAAACAAUACAAUAUUGGUUCUACAAA